CCCUCGUCCCAGCCCCGGGACGUAGCCGAGCCCGGCUGGCAACCCCAGCCCCAGCCGCGGCCGCCCGGGGAAGCAGACGCCAAGGCCCCUCCGGCCAGGGCCGGGAGCCGGGCCGGCCUAGCCAGGCCCGGACAUUCUAUGUGAGCCCAGUGGCCUCUUUCUGAGCUUCUGAGAGGGAGUCAGGACGGACUUGGUGAAGGUGACCGGAGACAGGCUCUGUGUCCUUCUCAAAACCUGGUAACCUUACACAGGGAGGAGACAUGGGCUAGGCCACACCAUCCACCUAGGGGUUCUGAGAGCCCCAUGGCCCCAGCAGGCCUCUGAGCCCCACCAUGGGCAGCUUGUACUCGGAGUACCUGAACCCCAACAAGGUCCAGGAACACUAUAAUUAUACCAAGGAGACGCUGGAAACGCAGGAGACGACCUCCCGCCAGGUGGCCUCAGCCUUCAUCGUCAUCCUCUGUUGCGCCAUUGUGGUGGAAAACCUUCUGGUGCUCAUUGCGGUGGCCCGAAACAGCAAGUUCCACUCGGCAAUGUACCUGUUUCUGGGCAACCUGGCCGCCUCCGAUCUACUGGCAGGCGUGGCCUUCGUAGCCAAUACCUUGCUCUCCGGCUCUGUCACGCUGAGGCUGACGCCUGUGCAGUGGUUUGCCCGGGAGGGCUCUGCCUUCAUCACGCUCUCGGCCUCUGUCUUCAGCCUCCUGGCCAUCGCCAUUGAGCGCCACGUGGCCAUUGCCAAGGUCAAGCUGUACGGCAGCGACAAGAGCUGCCGCAUGCUCCUGCUCAUCGGGGCCUCAUGGCUCAUCUCGCUGGUCCUCGGUGGCCUGCCCAUCCUUGGCUGGAACUGCCUGGGCCACCUCGAGGCCUGUUCCACUGUCCUGCCUCUCUACGCCAAGCAUUAUGUGCUGUGCGUGGUGACCAUCUUCUCCAUCAUCCUGUUGGCCAUCGUGGCGCUGUACGUGCGCAUCUACUGCGUGGUCCGCUCAAGCCACGCUGACGUGGCCGCCCCGCAGACGCUAGCCCUGCUCAAGACGGUCACCAUCGUGCUAGGCGUCUUUAUUGUCUGCUGGCUGCCCGCCUUCAGCAUCCUCCUUCUGGACUAUGCCUGUCCCGUCCACUCCUGCCCAAUCCUCUACAAAGCCCACUACUUUUUCGCCUUCGCCACCCUGAAUUCGCUGCUCAACCCCGUCAUCUACACGUGGCGCAGCCGGGACCUGCGGCGGGAGGUGCUUCGGCCGCUGCAGUGCUGGCGGCCGGGGGUGGGGGUGCAAGGACGGAGGCGGGGCGGGACCCCGGGCCACCACCUCCUGCCACUCCGCAGCUCCAGCUCCCUGGAGAGGGGCAUGCACAUGCCCACGUCGCCCACGUUUCUGGAGGGCAACACGGUGGUCUGAGAGUGGGGGUGGACCAACAACCAGGCCAGGGCAGAGGGGUUUAUGGAGAGGCCACUGGGUGGCCUCAGACAGAGAUGUGGGGCUGCUGAGCCAGAUGCCCCCGCCCCACAGACCUGGGUGGUGUUGCAAAUAUUUCACACCUGGAAAGGCCAGAUAAGGCACUGACUAGUCACAUAGCAGUGUUGCAGUGGGGUCCUGAGGGCCAGUCCGGUGGCUAGUGUGACCCCUUUAGAACUGGAUCCUGGGGAGGCCAGGGCAGGGGACCUGUGAAGAGCCAGGGUGAGGGCAGGCAGCAUUUAAGGGGAGCUCAGGGCAGGAGCACUUUACCACCUGGUACAAAGGAUUUCUUUUUUUUUUUUUUUUGAGAUGGACUCUUGCACUGCUGCCCGGGCUGGAGUUCAGUGGCGCGAUCUUGGCUCACCACAAGCUCCGCCUCCUGGGUUCAUGUCGUUCUCCUGCCUCAGCCUCCCGAGUAGUUGGGACUACAGGCACCCGCCACCACACCUGGCUAAUUUUUUGUACCUUUAGUAGAGAUGGGGUUUCACCGUGUUAGCCAGGAUGGUCUUGAUCUCCUGACCUCGUGAUCCGCCCGCCUCGGCCUCACAAAGUGCUGGGAUUACAGACGUGAGCCACCUUACCCGGCCUUUUUUUUUUUUUUUUGAGAUGAAGUCUCGUUCUGUUGCCCAGGCUGGAGUGCAGUGGUGUGGUCUCAGCUCACUGCAACCUGCGCCUCCCAGAUUCAAGUGAUUCUCCUGCCUGAGCCUCCUGAGUAGCUGGGAUUACAGGUGCCUGCCACCCACCACGCCCAGCUAAUUUUUUUUUUUUUUUUUUUUUUGUAUUUUUAGUAGAGAUGGGGUUUCACCAUUUUGGCCAGGCUGGUCUUGAACUCCUGACCUCAUGAUCCACCCAUGUUGGCCUCCCAAGGUGUGGGAUUACAGGCGUAAGCCACCUCACCUGGUGGUACAAAGAAUUUGUACAUUUUCUUCCCUGGUCCCUAGUCCUGCACCGAUUUCUCCUUUUUGAAUGUAUUCCUCCUGCCACCUUCUCUGGGCAACUUCAUGCGACUAUAGAACCACUGUCCCGAGGAGCUAGAGGCCUCCUCUCUGACCCUCCAGAGCCCAAAUCCACAGCUUCCCCAAAUUUCAUCAGCUGCCACUUGACGACUUCUCCCCUUCUCUCUGAGGCCCGGAAACCACGGCUGGAGGUGGGGAGGGGACGGCGGCUGAGGUCCAUUCCUCAUUCUCAGACCUCAUUGCUCAGUUGCACUAUUUGGGGCACAGAAGAAUCACACCAAAAGUGAGAAAAACGAGUUUGGGUGGCUGAGGAGGGCUUUGGGACUCUUGAUGCAAGGCGCAACUUGAGAAAAUUCUGGGUGUGAUGUUUGCAGACACCCUCCUUUCAAAAACAGCCACCCCCCAAGCUAUUCUCAGCUCCACACCUGCAGCCCCUGCUAAAGUACCAGGUCUCCUGAGCAAGGCAGAGAGAAGCCUUGAGCCUGAACCCCGCUGUGUCUUCUUUCAAGAUUUUUUUUUGUUUUUGAGACAGUUUCAAGAUUUUUGUUUUGUUUUUGAGAUGGAGUCUCACUGUGUCACCCAGGCUGAGGUGGCAGUGGUUCAAUCUCCGUUCACUGCCACCUCUACCUCCCGGGUUCAAGCGAUUCUCCUGCUUCAGCCUCUCGAGUAGCUGGGACUACAGGCACCCGCCACCAUGUCUGGCUAAUUUUUGUAUUUUAGUAGAGACAGGGUUUCACUAUGUUGGCCAGGCUGGUUUCAAACUCCUGACCUCAAGUGAUCCGCCCACCUCGGCCUCCCAAAGUGCUGGGAUCACAGACGUGAGCCACUGUGCCCGGCCUUCUUCUUUCAAGUUAUAUUGAAUGGAGCAUGGGGGUGGCAGUGGCUAGGGACAUUUCCUGGGGACACUCUCCCCUAACCCCCCAGAAGGACUUCACAAAAACCUGUGGUUAAUGGAAGGGAUGUUACGGUACAAACAUAUAUUUAUGUGUGUGUGUGUGUGUGUGUGCACGCGCGCGUGCACAUAGGCGUGAUGUCUGUGACCCUCCUCUCCUCAUCACAUUUCCCCCAGAAUGAAUGCUGUCCUGUCUGCUCCUGUUUGUGUUGAAGCUGCCAAAGUCGGGGAGCUCUGGUCCUGCCCAGACCCCUUUGGAAUUGCUGGCCCAUCCUCCCACUGGAGAGCUGGGGUGCAGCUCACCUUGGGGAAGGAAACCUCAUGCCUCAGAGUAAUUUCUUGUGAAUGCAAAGCCUGGGGGAGCGGGUCUUUGGGGGGCAAAGAGCCAGUCAGGGGCUUGUUUCCCCUCAUAGAGCUCCCCAGACAUGCCCCCACAAUGCCUGAAACCCAGACCUAGGCUAAUAAACGGUUCAAUUUCUGUU
Pongo pygmaeus (Bornean orangutan) is the source of this 3781-nucleotide messenger RNA. It is a transcript of the gene S1PR2, whose product is annotated as sphingosine-1-phosphate receptor 2. Lineage: Eukaryota; Metazoa; Chordata; Mammalia; Primates; Hominidae. Gene Ontology annotation, cellular component: membrane. The coding region runs from base 333 to 1394 and encodes 353 amino acids. The transcript has 3 exons. The record is from RefSeq and is a predicted model, not a curated record. Gene Ontology annotation, molecular function: sphingosine-1-phosphate receptor activity. Gene Ontology annotation, biological process: G protein-coupled receptor signaling pathway.